AGCUAUGGAUCUCGCUGGAGGAGCACCAAGAUGCGUUAGAGCUUAUCAUGAGCAAGUACAGAAAGCAGAUGUUACAGCUUUUGCAGGGGAGAAAAGGUGAAGAUGCUUCGCUCUUGAAAGUUCAUCAGGCUAAUUCUUUGGAAAUUGAAAGUCAAAUAGACAGAAUAUGUGAGAUGGGAGAGGUGAUGAGAAAAGCUAUUCAAGUCGAUGAUGAUCAGUUCUUUAAAGUUCAGGAGAAACUAGCUCAGUUGGAGCUUGAGAACAAAGAGCUGCGUGAACUAUUGUCAAUCAGCAAAGAAUCUUUUGAGGUGGGGAAAGAAGAUCUGCCUGACUGUGAAGCUUAG
Molecule: messenger RNA, 344 nt
Organism: Balearica regulorum gibbericeps (East African grey crowned-crane)
Lineage: Eukaryota; Metazoa; Chordata; Aves; Gruiformes; Gruidae
Source: RefSeq, a predicted model, not a curated record